AUGACUGAUAGUCCGUUGAAACGGAAACUGCAGUCGUGUGAAAACACUCCAGUUUCCAUCUCCCCAUUCACGAUCGGCCACCGCGGUGGAGGAACACUCCAAUUCCCAGAAGAGUCGAUCCGGUCUCAAGAUGCCGUCACCACCCUCUGCAGCAAACAAGACGGCUUCAACGCCUCCGCCACCACCCCGCUCACCUACCAAGCCGGCACCCCUCUCUGGCGCACAGAACUCUACGACACAUGCGCGCAGACCCUCACCCUGCACCAAUACAUCGACCUCGUAGACUCCUACCCUGGCUACCGCAACUUCACCCCCGAGUUAAAAACGCCACCCGCAGCCGUCCCCAUGCCCUUUCUUGGAAACUACACACAGGCCCAAUACGCGUCCGACAUGAUAUCCGCGUUCCGUCUGAAGGGGAUAAGUGCGGAUCGCGUGUGGCCGCAGAGUUUCUUGUUUGAGGAUGUGGUGUAUUGGAUUGAUAAUGAUGAGGACUUUGGUGCUCAGGCUGUGUAUCUGCAGGAGUUUGAUACACCGGAUGACCUUGCGGCUGGGUUUGCGAAUCUAUCCACCGCGCGCGCCGCAGGUGUGAAUAUCAUCGCGCCCUCUCUUCCCAUGCUGCUCUCCAUCGGCGGGUCGGACAACAAGACGAUUGUGGAAAGCGAGUACGCGAAAGCGAUCAAAGCGAAUGGCAUGGAUAUUAUCGCUUGGACGUUUGAAAGGAGCGGGCCGUUGGCGAAUGUGAAGAGGGACGGGGAGUAUUACUUUGCUAGUAUUGCGGAUGUGGUGGAUCAUGAUGGGCAGUACUAUGAGGUGCUGGAUGUGCUGGUUAGGGAGGUGGGGGUUAAGGGGCUUUUUACGGAUUGGGCGGGGACGGUGAGUUAUUUUGCGAGUUGUUUUGGGUUGGAGGGGCCGGUGGGGGGGAGUUAUCGGUGA
Alternaria triticimaculans is the source of this 933-nucleotide messenger RNA. RefSeq lists its product as uncharacterized. The record is from RefSeq and is a predicted model, not a curated record. The transcript is spliced from 2 exons. Bases 1 to 933 code for a protein of 310 amino acids. Gene Ontology annotation, molecular function: phosphoric diester hydrolase activity. Gene Ontology annotation, biological process: lipid metabolic process. Lineage: Eukaryota; Fungi; Ascomycota; Dothideomycetes; Pleosporales; Pleosporaceae.